This is a messenger RNA of Penicillium verhagenii, 723 nucleotides long. RefSeq lists its product as uncharacterized. The coding region runs from base 1 to 723 and encodes 240 amino acids. Lineage: Eukaryota; Fungi; Ascomycota; Eurotiomycetes; Eurotiales; Aspergillaceae. The transcript has a single exon. The record is from RefSeq and is a predicted model, not a curated record.
AUGUAUGCGAAAUACUGCUUAAGCCUGCUGGCCGCAUCGUGGCUAGUUCUGGGAAGUUUGCCCGUUGGCGCAGACCAGAUCUUUGCCGUCCGUGACACUUGCUGCGGCUCAUCCUCCGACGACACUCCUCCUGCUCCUGCGCCCGUCAACUCUCCAUCUAGCGCUCCUGCACCCUCGAGCCCGGGCAUCUGCCCCCUUGCCAGCGCGCUAUGUGCUGCGUGCCCUGUCUCCACUACAACGUUGACCAUCAUCAGCUGUCCCAGCGCAAGUGCGGGCCCAAGUCCAGAGAGAUCCAGCAGUGCCCCUGCUAGCCCUGCGAGCAGCAGUCGGAGUGCUGCGCCGUCGUUCUCAAAUAGAACUACUACUGCUUCUGCGCCAAGCUCGGUGCCUCUGAUUCGAAGCUCGACUCCCUUGGUGCACAGUACCAGCGCGGCUGUCGCAGGCAGUGGCCCGCCGGCACUGCCGACUUCGUCGGCUGCUGCUGGUGCCGGUGCAUCUGGAGCUGGAUCUGGGGCUGGCAGUGCGGUUACUCCACGGGCUGUGCUUCUGCCUGCUGUGGUGCGGCGGCAGUUGAUGGGGGUCGGGGUGAUGAAUGUGACUGCGCCGUUUGCUAACACCAGUACUCUGACGAAUACGACUAUUCAUAAUGCCACGAGCUUUUUGACGAGUUCAACUGCAACUGAGGCGACUGGGUUCCGAUUCCAUAUUAGGAAUAGGUUGUAA